AACCCCAUCGUCACUCAUCAUUGGUCACACUCACCGGUUCCAGAGUGGUUCUGACACGAGCCGUUUCUCAUCGGAAAUUUCUUCCACUGAGCUCGUCCCUUUCAUCGUUUCUCGGGUUAAUCGCUCCGUACUCUAGGCAUUGGAGAGAAAACUUGUUUGUGUUCUGGUGAUUGUAGCUCUCUCUGUUCGUGAUGAUGUUUUUAAGUACGGGUCUAUCACUCGUGCGAUGUUGCUAGGCACUUUGAGUAACUCAUUGCAUAUGAAAAGUAGAAUAUGUUACUCACUCAUGCAUCAUGUGACAAGGCUUGUAACUUGUAAACAACUAUGUGGCAAGAGCCAUUCGGUCACAAGAGUUUCCAUUAACAUAAAUUGUGUAAAAAGCGGGGUGUCGGAAAUCGAAACAUAAUAAGUUACAUGAAACCAUAUCUAUGGUAUAUCUUAUGUACGUGUCUAUGCUUUUUAAGAAACAAAGCAUUAAAUGGAGACAUAGAUAGGAGUCUUGUCGACACUUUUUUUUGUUCGCCCUAGUUGAACUCUCCCAGACACGGAAUUCGAGGUAGCCGCUCAUCAACAAUAUGAGCCUCUUCCGAUGACAAGUCUCUGGCUCUCCGUCCUGACCAGCGCUUGUUCUUACUUUCUCGAGUCCGGUUACUCGACGAUUGUUGGCUCACUUCCGCCGGCUUUUCUGGUUGCCGGCGAGAUCUUCUGGAAUUCUGCCACCCUUCCCCGGUGUUGGCGAGAUCGGCGAGCAAACCGCCAAAUCUUCUGUGUGUUCUCUCCAUCCAUCAUGGGACACACUUCUCGCGAAGCUCGUCGGAUCCACCGGAGCCACUGGCGUCACCGGACCUACCAUACCCAUCUUCUUUUCUUGUUCUUCUUGGGGUUCUCUACUCAUGUUCUCAGAUUGGUUUAUGGUCUUUCGACUACAAUGAGUUGUCGGAAUUGGUAGAGGUUGUUACCGGAGUUCCUGCGUUCGAGCUAUCCUUAUCUGGUUGUGUCUCCGGCAAGGCUUAUGUCUUCCCUUCACCCUCUUCAGUGGUAGAUCUUGUCUCGGUUGCAAACCGAAGAACCCUUUCUCCUUCAACCACUAUUAUCCGUUUAGCUCUAAAACUUACGACCACUCCCCACUCCAUCAUACUCUCCAGGACCACCAUUCGUUUUGUCUCAGUUGGAUGCAUCAUACCUAGCAAGGUUUCACGAGGUGUAACCCUAUUUUAGCUGCAAGCUGCUUUCUCACUCAGCGCAUUCAUGGACUUGCUUUCGGGACGGGUGAUUCUGUUCUUGAGUUUCUUCGGCGUGAACAUGCCUUUUUCUUGGUUUAUUACCAAAGUUCUUUUCCCGACCUCUCAACGUCUUCUAGAUUAUUACACAUAGUGGUUGGAGAUGAUUGUAUACUCAAAGAUUUAUGGAGGAUGCAGCUUCAUGUGCUCUCUAUGCUUUUCUUAUCCGUUAUUACCCUUCUUCCGCUCGCUACCAAAGCUGAAGCAGAUUUAACUAGUUUGGUGAGCUGUUGUUAUCUCAGAGCUCCGCGGUCUCCGCUUGUGAUGACGGACUCCUCCUUCCGACUAAGCAGUUUGCCGUUGUCGAGACUAUUCUCUAGCUCAGCCAAUUCUCCAUCUAUCUCGGGUAAUCCCUCCGAAGAAACUAUUUUGGUUUGCCUCUCGACCUCCUUAGUCGAUGAUAGUUACACCUCCAAGCAGCACCGCCACCUCAUCUUGCUCAGAUCUAGUGUGGAGCUGCAACGAAGAAGAAGUUCGUUCACUUUAUUUUUGCGUCUAAAUAGAGUUGUCAAUCCAAGUGGGCUAACACAUGACAAAUCUCUCAUUUUUCACUUAAUGGACCUAGGCCCAAUAAAUAUCAAAUGCUCCCAAUCCAGCCCAUGUAUCUCUAAUCAAGAAUCUUUCUCUGGCGAAGUAAUGAGUGGAUUUGUUUUAGUUUUCAUUGCUUUGGCCCUACAAUGUUUAUCAAUGUGUGAAAGAAUUUCCUCGUUUUCGGAGGUUAUUAUUUGUUCUAAUGGAAAUAGCUCAUUUUCCUCAUUCUAUGAGAGACAUUUCACAAUAAAUUCCUCCUAUACGGAGAGAUCUUUUGCAAGCUCUAGUAGGUGUUGUUGGCUCUCAUGUUUUUCUUCCAGUUCCAUUCCCUUGACCACACAAUUUCGUCUUGAUCCGCGCUUUAUGUUAUCCACUUGGUUCAGAUAUUUCUAUUUGGUGUGGCAAGGUAGUUUUUACUUGGAUCUUUUUUCCGGCACUCGACUUUUGGGAAUUCGUUCCCAACCUACAUGCUGUCUUCCUUUUCAGGGAGCUGAAGAUUCAUUAUCUUUAGUGCGAGUUAGGUUUUUAAAAACCCGUCGGAAUCUCUGUAUUCCAGUGUGGCAAAUUGUCAUUUUGCGGCCAAUGAUUCGGUCUUGGUCAGCUUCCUGUCACUUCAUGUGGCCUAUCUCCUUAGUGGAUCUCACUAUCUAUUUGGUUUUAAUAUCUCUUUAUCGUAGUCUUAGUAUUUAUCGUAGCUUCUGCUAUUUGUACCCUAGUUGCCUUCAAACUUGUUAUCUCUUUUGCUUUAACUUGAUCCUGGUGUUGUGUAUUUGUGUAAGCAACACACUGUGGCUUUCUUUCCUCCUGUAUAAGUUAGUUGGUUGUAUUAUGCUCCUCUUAGAGUGGAGUACCAAAAAUGUUGUAACUUAAUUUAAUGGAAUGUUUGUUGAUAAAAAAAAAUGGAGACAUAGAUAGAUAUGUUGUGUGUGUUUCAGUUUAUCGUCUUAUCUUUCUUAUGAACCCUUCGGAUAGGAUUAAUUAGGAGUAUGGAUCUGUUUGGGAGACUUGUAGAGAUGGCUAGCUGUAAAAACCUGUUUAAGACUAAACAAUGUUUAGCUCUGAUAAAAAGUGGUAAUCUCCUCUCUCUCUCUUUUUGUUGUUGU
This is a messenger RNA of Camelina sativa (false flax), 2914 nucleotides long. The record is from RefSeq and is a predicted model, not a curated record. Lineage: Eukaryota; Viridiplantae; Streptophyta; Magnoliopsida; Brassicales; Brassicaceae.